CAGUUUGGAAAAUUUCCCCAUGGACAGAAUCAAAGUCCUUGGGUGUACAUGGAUUUUAUAUGUUUUAUAUUGGACAUAAAUUUAUUGACAUGAUGAAAGUAAUGUACUGAUUUCAUUGCUAAAGGAAUAUAAAUAUCUCUCAGCGUGACUUGAAUAAAAUAUAUAAUAUACAUUUAGUAAGAAAAUUUAUAAUAUGUAUUUUCUGAUGAAAUGAUUUAGCAAGGAAAUCACUACGUUACAUUCAUGUAGAUAUCAUGUCGAUAAAUUCACACCCAUGUAGUCUAUGGAAAACAUAUGAAUACACGCACACACACACACACACACACACAAGUGGAAUUAGCAGCUAUUUUCAGAGCUGCGUGUAGCCUUCUUUCAAUUUUGUAAAUAUUUAAAUGAGCUAAAAAUUAAGGAGAUUCCUCUCUAGUUUAAAGUAAAAAAAUUAUUUUUCUCUUUCAAUAUACGUUUUUUUAACCUUUAUAGUUUCAAAAAUAUUUUGAAAGCGAUAUCACAAAAUUCAAAUAACAUAUCAGUUCUUUAAUAAACAAUGUUAGUGAUGAUAUACAGAUUAAAAGAUUUUAACGUGAUUUGUGUUCUUAUAUUCUCUUUUUCUUUUUUUCUAAAACCUUUAAACUUUCCUAUUUUAUUCUUUUCAACAAUGUAUUUGCUAUAUUUCUUAGGUAUAAUUUAGGUGUAUAACGUACAGAUGUAACAGUAUAAUAAAUUAAGGUAACAGUUUAUUAUACUCUUUUAUCUAUAAUAAAAUAAAAUUUUAAAACGUAUUUCAACAAGCUUCUUAGCUUUGUUCUAAACUUUUUUUUAAGAAAUUUCUGAUUAAUCUUUGUUUUAAAAUAUAUUUUCCUAACAAUUGUCAUUACAUUCUGUACUUGAUUUGUUGUGUAAUAAUUUGGAAUUUGUUAUUUUACAGCUUAAAAAUUUAAUAAAACUGAAUUAUAUUUUUCCGAUUAAUUACUGCUAAUAAAGUUUGGCAAAAAAGGAAAGAGUAUGUGUGUCAUUAAAGUCAGAAGAUCAACUUUAUUAUCAAAUGUUGUGCAAUGUCGUAAUGGUCACACGUUACACGUCAUACGCGAGAACAUAUGUUUCUGUUUUGAGUUCAAAUAAUUAUGUAUAGUCAAGUCAGAUUAAUUAUAAGUUACUUUACUUUGUUUUCUUACUUUAUUAAUUUCAAAGAAUAUCAAAUUCAAAAUUAUGAAAUUUGUGCAAUUCAUCAUAUCAUUGUAUUCGUAAGAACAUCCGUUCUACACGCCGUAUCUCGUCGAAAAUAUUCUGUCUCGUUGAUUAUUCAAAAGUAAGAAUACGAGAAACUUCAAGGAUAACGAUUAUAAUAUUUUAUAUGCGAAGCAAACAAGUUUUUGUUGUGGUCGUCCGUACACGCAAAAAAAGAUUGGUAAGCAAAUAAUGACUUUACCGGUUUGGUUCGGUUGCCGUUUUAAAUCGUCGAUAACUAUACAGUAAUUGCAUCCAAGCCAAUGAGACAUUUUCCCGCCGAAUUUGCUUCUCCCGGCUUUCCUUCGCUUAAACCAGAGCAAGGAGGUUCGCUCUCUCUGCGAGAGAUCUGCAGAUUCAGAUUCGAGAAGCGACGCGAGAAAGUUACAUAGUAUCCAUAACCGAGACAGAAAUCGGGAAGUGUCGGGAGUUAUAAGGCGCGCAAGCUUGCGUUCGCUUGUUAACACGCGCUUAUCAAUCAAUGAGACAGAGACACUGUUUAGUUGGAAUCGAUUUUUUACCGUCCAUCAUUUCCUCGCUGAGACUGAACGACUCGUGGCACCGCGGAAGAAGUAUCGCGUAAUGAUAGCCGCCAGCUGAAGAUAAAACCGUUCUCGAGAAUUCUCCUUUUCGAGUGUAAAAAAAUCAUCAUGGACCUUACCUCAGAAGACAAUGUAAAUAGAACCACUAUCGGCGUCCACGAGAAAGCAAAAGAUGCCUUCAAUAAAAUCAACAGUACUACCUGUAUGACGUAUCUUUCAAAAAUAGCUGCAGUGGAUAUCGAAUUUAACGAUGUGACGUAUUCAGCACCAAGUACUCGGAAAGAAAUGAAAAUGAUUCUGAAAGGUCUCAGCGGUCAAUUCAAAUCAAGCAAUCUGACAGCAAUUUUAGGUUCUUCUGGUGCCGGAAAAUCGACGUUACUCAACAUCUUGGCAGGAUAUAGAUGUACGGAGAUGGGUGGUUCGAUAAGUAUCAAUGGACAAAUGCGAGACAUGAAUAAGUUCAAAAAAAUGUCGUGUUACAUCAUGCAAGAAGAUCUUACACAACCGAACCUCACGGUUUCAGAGGCAAUGCGUUUCGCUGCUGAUUUAAAACUCGGCAGAAAGAAAUCAACAUCCGAAAAACACGCCGCUAUUGAUGAAAUCCUAAGUGUACUUAGAUUAAACGGAACGCAAGAUACUAUCACAAAUAGACUCUCCGGUGGUGAAAGAAAGAGGCUGACAAUUGCACUCGAGCUGGUAAAUAAUCCACCUGUUAUUUUCCUUGACGAACCGACCACUGGAUUAGAUGAGCUCUCUUCUACUCAGUGCAUUGAUGUUCUCCAGAGGCUGGCGCGUUGUGGGCGCACUGUCGUGUGCACGGUACACACGCCUAGCGCGAACGCAUUUAAGAAAUUUGAUCACGUUUACAUCAUAAGCAACGGACAAUGCGUUUACAGAGACUCCGCAAGCAACGUGGUGCCAUUCUUGCGAAACAUAGACAUAGAAUGCCCAAAACAUUACAAUCCGGCGGACUUCAUAAUUGAGAUCUCAGCUGGUGAUUAUGGUUCCAAUGUCGUCGAACAGAUGGUCGCAUGCGUAAACGCGAAGCUACCGCUUCCAAUUUUUCGAUCAAAGACCGAGUUUGAUUUCGCUAAAAAGAAUUUAACUUUAAAAAUCCCAUGGAUCGUUCAAUCUAGUACGCUAGUGAAGAGAAUGAUGGUGCAGAUUUAUCGAAAUAGAAAUUACAUAUACCUGAAGAUAGUUCUACACUUCUUCCUUGGACUAGUAGUUGGGGCGUUAUUUCUUAAUAUGGGCAAUAAUGGGUCCAAGGCCUUCUUCAAUGUCUUCUUUUGCUUCUCAUGUAUCACCAUUUUUCUGUACAUACCCAUGUUACCAGUACUGCUGCAUUUUCCUUUGGAAAUUCAGCUAAUGAAACGUGAGCAUUUUAAUAGAUGGUACGAUCUUAGUGCGUAUUUUUGGGCCUUUACAGUUGUUAAUAUACCUUUACAAAUAUUUUUCGCAAUUUUAUAUCUUUCAAUAGCCUAUUUAAUCACGGAUCAACCCCUGGAGUUGAAUAGGAGCACCAAGUUCUUUGGCACUUGUUUCAUAUGUGCCUUAAUCGCUGAGAGUAUAGGGCACAAUGUUGCCAGCGUAUUUAAUGCUUUGAAUAGUGUAUUUGUCGGAUCAGCAUUAACUUGUCCCAUAAUGCUAACCGCGAUGCAAAAUUUCGGCGACCCAAGCCCUCUACCGCUGUACCGGACAAUUCCCAUGUAUAUGAGUUACAUUCGGUACGCACUGGAGGCUCUCAUAACAGCCAUGUACGGUUACGGUAGACCGAGAUUACCUUGUUCAAAAGAGAAAAUAUACUGCCAUUUCAGUUCGCCUAAAGAAAUCAUGCGAACAAUAGGGGCAGAGACACCUCCAAAUUUUUGGUUGGAUAUAUUCGCUCUUUUUGUAAUUUUAUUUAUUUUUAAAGGACUCUCAUAUUAUCUGUUAAAACAAAGAGUACAACCAAACAAAGUUUUUCAGAAGAUCCAUACAAUCAGAAAGAGAAUCAAAAGUCAUUUAAAUAUGUAAUCGUUAGCUAUGUGCAGGCUUGGGUAGUAACUAGUUAAAAAAUUAAUAACUUUUAACUUGAUUUAGUUAAUUUUAAAUGCGUUAAUUUUUAACUUUCACUAAUUAUUUUUAAACGUUAACUCAUUAACAUUUUUCUACAUUAAUUCUUUGUAUCUCUAUAAAUUACAGUAUAAUAGAUCGGUAUCAUUCUCAGCACAUGUACCACGAAUAUUUAGUGCAGGUGGUCUACAUUGAUACGAAUACUAAUUGACGACUUACGAAGAAAGUUAACUAAUCAUUUUGAAAUAAUGCUCUUAUUAAAAUUUAAUAAUUACUUUAAUAAUGAUAAAUUCUUUUAAUAAGACUACAUUUUAUCGAUCAUGUACAGGGUAUCAGAAAAAGUUUGCCCGUGAUCUUGUGGAUUGAUAGAGUAAGUCAAACUGAGCAGAAAAGUCCUGUACCAUUUUUCAAAAUUGGCAAUAGUUAUCGAGAUAAAAAUUAGUAGUCGGUAAGUGAGCGCGUACUUUUCUUAACCACUGCACGCGGGGACCGCCCGUCGGUCACCAAGCUAGCCGCAGCGGGCGGCGCGGUGAGGAAGAAGAAAGAGCAAUGUCUACUGCCCAGCAGCGUAAGGACCUGCGUACAAUAGAAGAAUAUUAGAUAUUAGGAAUAGGAAUUAAAAUUUUAGGAUCAGUUUUCUUAAUAAAUACUAUAAAUAAAUAAUAAGUUACGUUGUAUCUUGUACGGCACAUUUAUAUCUUACGUUUUAUUUUUAUCUAUUGUGUGUUACCUUUAAUAUUUAUUGAAAAAACUGGUACUAAAAUUUUAAUUCUUAUUCCUAAUGUCUUAUAUUCCUGUGUUUUGCGCAGGUUCCGCUUUGAGUUGAUUGUUUUCUUGUUCCCUUGCCGCGAUGCCUGCUCCUGGCUAGGCGACCACUAGGCGGUCUUCGCGCUAGUGGUGGGAAACUAUCAACUUUUUCAACUAUCGAUUUAUCAAUGGUAUUAACAAAAAACUAUCGAUAGUAUCGAUACUAUCGAUGGUUAUCGAUACUAUCAAUGGUUUUUCUGCUCAACUUUUACUUUAAAAAUUUAAUAAUCAAUGAAAGGCAUAUGUGAUGUUUUUCAAAAGAAAUUUAUUUAAUCGUUUGUAAAUAAAUAGUUUUACAGAUUUACUUACUAUUAAUUUAUAAGCCAUUGAUUUUGUUUUAAAAAAAUUAAUGUAUUCACAUUUUUUUAUUUUAGUCUUGAUCUUUUUUUGGAAAAAAAUUUCUCCUGCUUUCGAAAAUAUUCUUUCAGCUGGAACGGAGGUGGCCGAAAUAAUCAAAUAUUUGCAAACUACUUUUGCUAGAGGUUGCAAAUUGUCUUUACAUGACAACCAAAAUUUAAUAGGAUCUUCGUUUUCAGGUUUCAGUCUAUCUUUGAUGUAAUCAUUUACUAUUGUUAUAGCAGCUGCUGUAUUAUUAUUCGUUACAUUUUUGUCUUUCUCUUGUAAAUAUUUGAAAAUUCCUUUAGGUUCUAAUAAGAAAAUUUAACACGGUUAAUAACAAAAAUGAACUUAUAUUAAAUUCUAAUAAAUUAUUUAUUACUUUCUUUUUCUGAAACUCUGGAAUCUGUAAUUCUGAUUUCAUUUUUAUUUUUAUGAAUUAUCCUUUUCACCUCGUCUUCUGUUAAAUCUUGAGCAGUUUUGGCGUUAGUAGUAGAAAAAAAUGCGAGUUUCUUCAGUCUUGGGCCACAAAAAGUGCUAAUUUGAGGUUCCUGUUUUGCCUCGUAUUUGAACAAUCUAUUACUCAAAACACUUUGUAAUGAUUUUUCUAGCCCUUGAGCUAUAGAAGAUUUCAGAGUGAAUCUAAGUUGAGUUAAUUCCAUUUGUAUUUCCACUGUCAUUAGUAUUAUUAAUGAUGCCGUAACAUAUUUAUCUCUUGUAACAAUAUGAAAUAAAUAAAUUACCUAAUUUUCUUUAAA
Solenopsis invicta (red fire ant) is the source of this 5722-nucleotide messenger RNA. RefSeq names its product ATP-binding cassette sub-family G member 1. Gene Ontology annotation, molecular function: ATP binding; ABC-type transporter activity; ATP hydrolysis activity. Lineage: Eukaryota; Metazoa; Arthropoda; Insecta; Hymenoptera; Formicidae. The transcript has 12 exons. Bases 1875 to 3782 code for a protein of 635 amino acids. Gene Ontology annotation, cellular component: plasma membrane. The record is from RefSeq and is a predicted model, not a curated record.